CAACUCAAGAGGAUUCCGCAGCAGCUUCCCUUUCGAAGACUCCCCGUCUGAAGAGCGAACUUGACUUGAGUAGUCGACCGGCAACCCUCGCCGGAAAAGGUAAGGUUCCGACCGAAGAUGGCGGGUUCAAGCACUUGGGUUUUCUCUUUGAAAGCUCUUUUGAUUUCGAUUGGCGUUGUGUCCAUAGCCGUGAUGAUGAAGUUCUCUGUUCCAUUGGUGAUGAGCUUUCUGGCGAAUGAAGUGCCUCUGAUCUGGUCCAUUUUGAUUUCAUGGCUGAGGCCUCCUUAUCUCUACUUCGUCAUCAACGGCAUCAUCAUCACGAUAGCCGCCACUUCUCGCUUCCACCACAAGAAUGAAUCGGAGGCGCCGAUUGUUCCACCGAAGCCACCGCAUCCGGAUCUGACCUUGGAUUAUGCGGUGCCACCUCAGCAGGAGUUCGGUGUAGCGUCGCCGACGGGGUACGAGAGCGGCAUACCGGUUCCGGAGGUGAAGACUGUUGUGAUGGAGGAUCCGGAGGUCAAGACUGUGGCAAUGAACGGUCCAAAAUCCGAGGAAGACGAAGACGAAGAAGAAGAAGAAGAAGCGUUUGUGAUCUCGAAGUCGACGUGGACGCCGCCGAAGAGGAUGGACUCGUCGGAUAUUCAGCCGGAGUAUCUCCUCCCGGUUCCGGAGAAACCUCCCGUUUCUUCAAGAAUCGGUCACCGGAAACCUUUAAAAGUCAGCCCGGAAGGUGGGCGGGCGGCGUUGAGGAGGGUGGCUAAGCCGAAGAAGCAGGAGACGUUGGAGAGUACGUGGAAGACGAUAACCGACGGCCGUCACGUGCCGCUCAGGAGGCACCUGAGGAAGUCGGACACGUGGGAGCAUGACGGCCGUCCGUUCAACAUCCCCCAGCCGCAGUACCACUCGCCGCCGGUCGCGAAGAAAUCGGAGACGUUCAGGGACCGCACGAAUUACGAUCCGAACACGCCGUCCCCCGGGUCCGGCAAGCUCCGGAAAGAGCCGUCGCCGAGUCAGGAAGAGUUGAACCGCCGAGUCGAAGCGUUCAUAAAGAAGUUCAACGAGGAGAUGAGGCUGCAGCGCCAGGAGUCGGUGAGACAGUACUUGGAGAUGAUCAACCGUGGGGCCCACUGAAUUUUUAUUUUUAUUUUUGGGUGUGUUUUCCUGAAGAAAGAAAGAAAGGUAAAGUGUUAAAAAGAAAAUUUGAAUUGAAUUAAUUUGUUUGUUACUUAGAAGAAGAGGCUACAACAGCCUCCUCGUGGUAGUUGUUACAGAAAUCGUAAUGAAAUUGAGGAGAAUUAUUAUUAUUAUUAUUGUUAUUAUUAUUAUUAUUAUUGUUAUA
Molecule: messenger RNA, 1339 nt
Organism: Diospyros lotus (date-plum)
Lineage: Eukaryota; Viridiplantae; Streptophyta; Magnoliopsida; Ericales; Ebenaceae
Exons: 2
Coding region: 118-1131 (337 amino acids)
Source: RefSeq, a predicted model, not a curated record